AAUAUAUGCUGAAUGCGCCACAUUAAGUUGUAAGGCAACGCUGUUGAGAGGUCGUCCGUUUCAUCGAGCUUUUUCUUUAUUUCGGUGAGGAAAAAAAGCAAGCAAAUUACAAUAGUAACAUGGUAAAACUCGCGUUCAACUCCUCUCUCGUCCAGAAGGAUUUGAAAAAGGAGGAGAAAGGUGAAGUUUUGAUCCCUCAAGAUGUGGAUGUGGAGGAUGGUCUGCGUGUCAGGCAGCAGUCCAGGGCCUGGUGCUGGUGCAUGUGUUUGGGGCUGGCCCUUAUUCUCUCCGGCGUAGUGGUUGGUGGAGCUUACCUGUACAGGUAUUACUUCAUAGAGGAGGAGAGGAUGUAUUACUGUGGGGUGAACUACCGUGAAGAAAAUUACAAGAUGCAGGACAGCCAUGAGGAAAGUGAGAUGGAUUUGCCGACCGUAUCAAAGAGGAUUGAAGAGAGAGUGAGGGUUCUAGAGGAUGAGGGAGUGGAGCUUAUUAACAUCCCAGUGCCCAAGUUCAGUGACAGUGACCCUGCCGACAUCGUUCAUGACUUCAACAGGAGACUGACAGCCUAUCUGGAUCUGCGUCUGAACAAAUGCUAUGUCAUUCCGCUCAAUACCUCUGUCGUGAUGCCACCGAAAGACUUCCUGGAGCUGCUUGUCAACAUCAAGGCUGGAACAUACCUGCCACAGUCUUACCUGAUCCGUGAACAGAUGAUAGUGACUGGAAAAAUGGAGCAUGUAGAUCAGCUGGGUUACUUCAUCAACAGCCUCUGCAGAGGGAGGGACACCUACAAACUGGAGCGUAGAGAGACUGUUUUUGGAAUACAGAAGCGCGAGGCUCUCAACUGCCUAACGAUCCGCCACUUUGAGAACAAUUUUGUGAUGGAGACGCUGAUCUGUGAGCCGUAGGGUGCAGAAGACAGCUGGGUAGCAAGAUAAACCACUUUGGACAAAUUCCACUCUGACCCUUCUUAUCCUUCCAUGAAACUUUUCCUGUUUUCCCUGUAUGUGUGCGUGCGUGUGAUUUUUCUGAGAUUUGUGUAUCUCUGUAUAGAAGCAAUCAAUAUUACAGAGAGAGUGAAUGCGACUGAACGCCUUGAGCAAUAUUAUGCAUAGAACUAUUUGUUUAGGUAAACGUUUUGACCCAUUUCUCUCUCCUAGUAAUGCAUUUUUCUGUAUUUGGGUUCUGUUAAGCAGGAAGUUUGAAGUAUCCAAGAGGGUUUGUAGGGUAAUGUAUGAUAACUAGUAAUACAUUGACCAUGGAAAGGGGAAGGUCUCAGAGGAUAGAUGUAAAAUGAAAUCUAUAAUAAUAUGCACUGAAUGUGUACAUUUAAAACUGAACUUCUGUCACAGACACCAGAUUAUAUACUGGAAGAUAUAUUUGACUAGGUGUGGUAUAUGGCCAAUAAUUACAUGGUAAGAACAUGCGUAGAAUUGAUUUUUGUACUAGUUACACUUUUUUUUAUUUUUAUUAUUAUUACAUAUUUUGCUCUGCUGUAAGUUAACACUGCUAAAUGUGUCUUAUGUAAGAAAUGCAAUUUAGGAGCACUACGGUUUUGGUUCCCUCAGAUAUUCUAAGAAACACAAAUCUAAAAUAAAUCGUCAAUGCAGACAAAAUAAGGUGUAACUUCUGCAUCAUUUAGGGACUGAUUGGGUCAAAUUCUGUAAAGAUUGUCCAAAUUUACUAAAAGGUUGAACAUUGAACAUCGGUUGGAAUGAUUUAUACUUUGUACAUAACCCAAAGUUUUAAUGUUAACAUAUUAACACUAAUAAAAAAAAUGGACCAUU
Molecule: messenger RNA, 1784 nt
Organism: Xyrauchen texanus (razorback sucker)
Lineage: Eukaryota; Metazoa; Chordata; Actinopteri; Cypriniformes; Catostomidae
Product: integral membrane protein 2B-like
Exons: 6
Coding region: 120-905 (261 amino acids)
Biological process (GO): negative regulation of amyloid precursor protein biosynthetic process
Cellular component (GO): plasma membrane; extracellular exosome; Golgi apparatus
Molecular function (GO): amyloid-beta binding
Source: RefSeq, a predicted model, not a curated record